Messenger RNA from Populus nigra (black poplar), 917 nucleotides. RefSeq names its product germin-like protein subfamily 1 member 13. The coding region runs from base 53 to 730 and encodes 225 amino acids. The transcript has 2 exons. Lineage: Eukaryota; Viridiplantae; Streptophyta; Magnoliopsida; Malpighiales; Salicaceae. Gene Ontology annotation, molecular function: manganese ion binding. Gene Ontology annotation, cellular component: cell wall. The record is from RefSeq and is a predicted model, not a curated record.
ACGAUACUAGAAAAAAAAAAUCCAAGGUAGCGAACUAGAGAAAUUAAGCACGAUGAAAGUUGUCGGUAUGCUAAUGGUUUCUGCUCUCUUGGCUCUGGCUUCCUCAUUCGCCACUGCCUAUGAUCCCAGCCCCCUCCAAGACUUCUGUGUAGGAAUAAAUGAUGCUGAUUCUGCUGUGGUUGUUAAUGGAAAACUGUGCAAGAAUCCAAGCUUUGCCACCCCGGAUGAUUUCUCGUAUUCGGGACUUAAUGUUCCUGGAAACACAUCAACUCAACUUAGAGCGCAUGUUAAUCUCAUAACGGCUGAUCUAAUGCCAGGGCUUAAUACUCUCGGUGUAUCUUUGGCACGUAUAGACUUUGAACCAAAUGGUGGCUUAAACCCUCCACAUUAUCAUCCUAGAGCAUCGGAGGUUCUUUUGGUUUUAGAAGGCACCCUCUAUGCUGGUUUUGUCACGUCAAACCCAGAUCAUCGCCUCUUUUCAAAGAUUUUGAAACCAGGAGAUCUCUUUGUGUUUCCAUUUGGCCUCGUUCACUUUCAAAUGAAUGUUGGAAAAACCCCCGCAGUUGCCAUUGCUGCACUAACAAGCCAAAAUCCUGGAGUAAACACGGUAGCAAACGCGAUCUUCGGAGCCAAUUGGCCUAUUAAUCCUGAAGUUCUCACCACAGCAUUCCACCUGGAUAAAAAACUUGUGGAGGAUCUUCAGUCUCAAGAAUGGGUGAACCCUUCAUAGAUACUUGGUACUAUUUCCCAUAUUUCCAGUUGUUGAUUUGUAAUAAUAAGGAAGUGCCUUGAGCCUCUCUUCUUAAUUAUAGCACUAUGCAGUCACCAUAAUUGUGGUGUAAUAAGGAAGUUGUAUACCUUCUUUUCAUGUUGAGUUGUGUACUCCCUGAUGUUAUGUACUUGUUUUGUUAAGCUAA